Molecule: messenger RNA, 600 nt
Organism: Naegleria lovaniensis
Lineage: Eukaryota; Heterolobosea; Eutetramitea; Acrasida; Naegleriidae
Exons: 2
Coding region: 1-600 (199 amino acids)
Source: RefSeq, a predicted model, not a curated record
AUGGAGAGAUGUUCAAUGACAUCUUCAAGGGUGGUGGAUACGCAAUUGGAGAAUUCAAAAUUAAUGGAUAUGAACAAGAAGUUAUUGGAGAGAGUUUCUGAUUUGGAAUUGAGAUGGAAUCACGUUGCGGAAGAAGACGAACAGGUGAUUAAGGAUGUUGAAAGCACAAUGGAGAAAAAACUUGCUUCUCUUGAAAAAACUGUAAUGAAUCCUCUAGUCUCUACUCUAAAGGAAAGUGAAGCCAAUAACGCCAAGCUCGUUUCCUACUCUCAGAAAUUAAAGAGCGAAAGGAAUGAUUUGAGAAAAAGAGUGUCUCAACUUCUCAGCCAGGUCAAUGUAAAGAAUGAAGAGAAUGAAAAGCUGCACAUGGAGUUAACUCAAAUUCAAAGUAAGCAUGAGGAAUCUAUCCAAAAGUUAAAAUUGCAAUACGAGCAAAAGAUUUUACAACUUAACACAAAAAUUAACGCUGAGAGAAAUGCAUCCUACUCAAAUGGAGGUCAAACAGCGAUUGAUAUGUACAAACGAAAGCUACAAGCGGCAGAACUACAAAUUAGAGAGCUUAAAAAGUCAGUUGGAGGUGGAACUCCGCAAAGAAAGUAG